This is a messenger RNA of Papaver somniferum (opium poppy), 1206 nucleotides long. RefSeq lists its product as uncharacterized. The coding region runs from base 1 to 1206 and encodes 401 amino acids. The transcript has 4 exons. The record is from RefSeq and is a predicted model, not a curated record. NCBI's taxonomy places the organism in Eukaryota, Viridiplantae, Streptophyta, Magnoliopsida, Ranunculales, Papaveraceae.
AUGGGAAAAAUUAUGCACAAGUUAAUUUCACCUCAGCAAGUGGAUUAUGUCAAAGGUAGAUGCAUUCAAGAUCGGAUCCUACUAGCUUCUGAAAUGAUCAAUGAAAUGAAAAAGAAGAGAAGAUGUGGAAAUUCAGCAAAAACUUCUGUUAUGGUGAAUGGUGGUCCUUGUGGAUUCUUCUCAGUUGGAAGGGGUUUGGGACAGGGAGAUCCUAUAUCUCCUAUUCUCUUUGUUUUAAUGAAAGAGGCAUUGAGCAGAAGAUUAACUCAAUUGGUGAAUGAGGGUUUAAUCUCUCCACUGGUUGAAAGGAAAGGUAUACAUCCAACUCACUUAUUCUUUGCAGAUGAUGUUUUCAUUUUCUGUAAAGGUGCUAAGAAAAGCAUUUUAAAUCUCAUGAAGCUGCUAGAUGAAUACCAAAUAUGUUCUGGUCAAAUUAUAAAUAAAAACAAGAGAAAAAUGUUCAUAGAUGGUACUUCUGAAUUGAGGAAAGAUCAGAUUAAAGACAUGAUUCAAAUGGAAAGAAGUGAAUUACCUGAAAAAUAUCUUGGAGUUAUUCUUAUUGCUGGAAGAGUGAAGGUCUCAACAGUAUGGCCAAUGGUAGAGUUGAUUAUACCAGUAUAUAAUAUGGAUGUUUACAAAUGGCCAACAUCUGUAAUAAAUAUUUGUGAAAGGAUCAUAAGAAACUUCCUCUGGUCAAGUGAUUGGGAUACAAGAAAGUACCUUAAAUUUUCUUGGAAAAAAAUGUGCACUCCAUUUAGUGAAGGUGACUUAGGCAUUCCAAAGCUUGAAGUUGUGAAUAUGGCUUUUCUUAUGAAGAUGAUGUGGAAGAUUGAUAAUUCAAAAGAAGACUGGGCACUGUUUUUUCAAGCUAAAUACAAGGAUAAAAAUGGUCAGUGGAGUACAAGGGGGCAACUGUCUUCAGUGUGGCCUGCUGACAAUAUUCACUUAAAAGUUUCAGAUAUGCUAUUAGAUGGAGUGUGGUCUCGUACUACUGAUCUUCAACAGAUUAUUCAACCUCUUAGGUUGACAGGAAUUCUUGGAAGUGAAGAUGUACUAAUAUGGACAGGCAACUUAAAAGGAGAAUUUUCAAUUCCAGAGGCAGUAAACAAACUAAGGCACAAAGAACAAUAUGUGAAUUGGUCCAUGUACACAUGGAAACCUUUCCUUCAUCCUCCUAUUGCUAGUAAUGUGUGGAAGCUCAUUUAG